Closterium sp. Yama58-4 is the source of this 3492-nucleotide messenger RNA. NCBI's taxonomy places the organism in Eukaryota, Viridiplantae, Streptophyta, Zygnematophyceae, Desmidiales, Closteriaceae. The record is from the annotation of a GenBank genome assembly.
AUGCACUCUCGCUCCCUGGUCUCUGGGCUUCCCAGGUCUCUGCCUGCCCUCCCUCCCUCGCCUGCGCCGCCCUGCAUUCCCUGCGUCGAGGGGCGGCAGCGCGCCGCUCCUCACUCCUCCUCGUUUCCUCCCACAGAGGCUCCGCUGCAGACGCUCCACCUGGACGUGUGGGGCCCAGCCCGCGUCCAGGGGCAGGGCCGCGAGCGGUACUUCCUGCUGGUUGUCGACGACUACACGCGUUACACCACGGUCUUCCCCUUGCGCAGCAAGGGUGACGUCCCUGCUGUUUUGAUCCCCUGGAUCCGCGCUGUUCGUCUCCAGCUCCGCGAGCGGUUCCAGUCGGACUUUCCCGUCCUGCGUCUGCACUCUGACAGAGGUGGUGAGUUCACCUCCGACCUCUUGCGAGCCUUCUGUGAGGAGCACGGCAUCACCCAGUCGUUCACGCUUCCGGCCUCUCCGCAGCAGAAUGGGGUUGUUGAGCGCCGCAUUGGCUUAGUCAUGGAGGUCGCUCGUACCUCCAUGAUCCAUGCGGCUGCCCCCCAUUUUCUGUGGCCGUUUGCGGUCCGGUACGCCGCGCGUCAGCUCAACCUCUGGCCCCGUGUCUUCUUGCCGGAGACCUCGCCCACACUGCUGUGGACGGGGAAGGUUGGCGAUGCGUCGCGUUUCCGGGUCUGGGGUGCUCGUGCCUUUGUCCGCGAUACCACCGCGGACAAGCUCUCCGCUCGCGCCAUUCCCUGCGUCUUCCUUGGUUUUCCUCCUGACGCGCCUGGCUGGCAGUUUUAUGACCCCACCUCGCGCCGUGUCUUUGUGUCUCAGGACGUCACCUUUGACGAGUCCGUCCCCUUUUACCGUCUCAUUCCCAACCGCACUACCCCUCGCCCCCUGCCGCCGCUCGCUCUCGCUCCAGCUCCUUCCCAAGUAGACCCCCUCCCCGCGCCAGGUCCUGCUCCUUCAGGUGUUUCUCAGGUGCCUGGGGGUGCGGAGCCUGAGCGUGCGGAGCCUGGGGGUGCUGAGUCUGGGGGUGCGGAGUCUGGGGGUGCUGAGCCUGCGCGUGAGGAGACUGGAGGUCCUGCGCCUGGGGGUGCUGUGUCUGGGGGUGCUGAGCCUGUGUGUGCGGAGUCUGGGGGUGCUGAGUCUGGAGGUGAGACGCCCGAGGGUACUGGGACUACUGGUGCGCGAUCUCCUUGGAGUGGCCUCCUUCGUCCGCGUGUGCCUCUCACCUCACAGCAGCUGCACGACUGGUACGGUCGCCAUCAGGGUCGCGCUGCUGGAGCCCGGGGCUCUGCUGCUGGAGGUACUUCUGCUGACGUCCCUGGAGCUAGGAGUGGUGCUGGUACUUUGUCUACUGGAGGUGCUGGAGUCGCUGGUCCCGGAGGUGCUCGUACUGGAGGUACUGGAGCUGUUGGGGCUGGGGGUGCUGCGUCUGAGGGUGCCGCUGUUGGAGGCACUGAGGCAGGAGACCCUGGGACUGGAGGUGCUGGUUCUGGGGGUACUGCUGCGGGAGACACUGCGGCUGGAGACCCUGGGACUGGAGGUGCUGGUUCUGGGGGUGCUGCUACUGGAGACACUGAGGUUGGAGACCCUGGAGCUGGAGGUGCCGGUUCUGGGGCUGGAGGUUCUGGAGCUGCUGGAGCUGCUGGAGCUGCUAAAGCUGCUGGAGGUACUGGAGCUGCUGGUGCUGGUGCAGCUGCGCCGACACGACUGUUCUUCGCUCCGCCGUCUCCGUCGUCUCUGCCGCCGCCUGCCUCUGUUCUUCGUCAGGUUCUUCCUUUCCCGUCGUCUACUGGUCUUCUGUUACUACCUGGCUCACCGCUCCUUGCUCCUCCUCCUUACACUGAGCAGCCCGGUGGUCUUGCUGAGCGUCGUGAGCCUGCGUCGCGUCCUGUCUCGCCUGUUCGUCCUGGUCGUACCGGUCGUCGUGUUCCUCGUCAGCGUCCACUGGUUGUCCCCGGUGCGCACCUCGUCGCCCUUCGUCCCUCCUCUGCUCCGCAGCGUGUUCCCCUGCCGUCCCUCCCUGCGUCCUCUCUACCUGACAUUCUAGACUCUGAGUCUGACCAGUUUCGUGCUGCGCACCCUACUGUCACGCGUCUGUUAGCCACUGUUGUCACUGACUCGUCGUUUGAGUCUGCUGCUGCGUCUGCCUUAGUCGCUGAGCUUGUUGACUUUGCUGCUGCCUGUCGUCUAGACUACGCCGCUAGUCUUGUUGCUGAGUCUGAGUCUGUCUGUCCUCCGUCCAUCGGGGGUGAGUGUGCUCUUGGCACGGACGUCCUUGAGGACAUGCACGAGGACCUUGAGUGUCUUGCAGCCGCUGCGCCUCAUCUCGUGGCCAUGCUGCUUGCCCCUGAGGGAGAUCCGGAUGCACCAGACAUCCCGACCCCGCGCUCUUACGCUGAGGCGAUCGCGGAUGAGUACUCCUCUCAGUGGCAGACAGCCAUGGACGCAGAGAUGGCAUCCUGGAAGUCCACAGGCACUUACGUCGAUGAGGUUCCCCCUCCUGGGGCGAACAUCGUCGAUGGCAUGUGGAUUUUCAGGGUGAAGCGGACGCCAGGUUCUCCGCCUGUCUUCAAGGCUCGUUACGUUGCUAGAGGCUUCAGUCAGCGUGAGGGAGUUGACUUCUUUCAGACCUUCUCCCCUACCCCGAAGAUGACCACUCUUCGGGUGCUGCUGCACGUUGCCGCUCAGCGUGACUACGAGCUUUACUCUCUUGACUUCAGCACAGCCUUCUUACAGGGCAGCCUGCACGAGGAGAUCUGGAUGCGCCGCCCACCUAGCGUCACUGAGUCGACUACACUUGCGGCUCUUGGGUUCGCUCCUUCGACUGCUGACCCGUCGCUGUUUCUGCGCACCGACGCUUCGCUGCCGCCGUUCUACAUCCUUGUGUACGUCGACGACUUGGUCUUUGCUACUGCUGACACUGAGGCUCUUGCUCUGGUGAAGUCGGAGCUGCAGAAGAGACACACGUGCACAGACCUGGGUGAGCUGCGCAGCUACCUUGGCUUGCAGAUCACCCGGGACAGAGCACGCCGCACCAUCACAUUGACUCAGUCUCACAUGGUGCAGCAGGUCCUUCAGCGCUUCGGCUUCACCUGGUCCUCCCCACAGCCCACUCCGCUGGCUACAGGUCACUCGCUCUCAGCUCCACCUUUGGACGAGUCCGCAAAGUCGAGUGGUCCUUACGCGGAGCUAGUGGGCUGCCUCAUGUACCUGAUGACCUACACUCGACCUGACCUUGCGUACCCUCUUGGCCUUUUGGCUCGCUACGUGGCUCCUGGUCGGCACCGAAAGGUGCACAUGGAUGUUGCGAAGAGGGUACUGCGCUACUUGUGCAGUACAUCGGGCAUGUGGCUCGUGCUUGGAAGACGGAGCGCCGUUGUCCUCACUGGACACUCUGACGCGUCUUGGGUUGACGACCAGGCUACACAGCGGUCGUCACAGGGUUACACCUUCAGCCUUGGCUGUGGCUCUGUUUCGUACGGAGCGAGUUGGUCCUAG